AUGCCUCCAUCACCAAUAAGAGAAGACUUGGUUGUUCAAUAUGUGCACAUCCCACUCGAACCCAGAUCAAAUCCAACUGGGACUUUGAUCCAAUCAAUGCCAAUGGCUGCUAUGUUCAUGAAAAAUAAAUUGUUAGGCUGGAGUGGUCUCACCUUUGCUGUCCAGAAUUACUUGACCUUCCAUCACGAUUUAAAACAGCCAGAAGAUGCUGCAAGUCCUUUAUUGUCCUUAGCCUUUGGUUUUGGCGGUUUGAUUGCUAGCUACACUGAUUUUAUCUUUCCUGUUCCAAAAUCAACCAAAAUCAUUGGUAAGACUGCUGAAAAGAUUGCUGAAACUGUGACUUCAGUAGUUUCAAGUGCCACCAGCACUGCGACAGCUUAA
This is a messenger RNA of Ascoidea rubescens DSM 1968, 381 nucleotides long. RefSeq lists its product as uncharacterized. The transcript has 3 exons. The coding region runs from base 1 to 381 and encodes 126 amino acids. NCBI's taxonomy places the organism in Eukaryota, Fungi, Ascomycota, Saccharomycetes, Ascoideales, Ascoideaceae. The record is from RefSeq and is a predicted model, not a curated record.